CAUUAGAGGCUGUGAGCGCGGGGUCUUGAGGGAGACCGAGGAGGCUCUACCCAGAGAGUGUCAUCACAAAUUACCAGGAGAAGCUUCUCCGCCGCUCGCUGUCUCUCCUGCUCCUGGCAGCAGCUAACACGCCGCACGCCAGCCAGCCACCGCUGCUGCCUCCACCGGAGCUCCGCCGCUCCGCCGCUCAGCCCACCAGCUCUCUCUUCCUCUCUCACCCUCUCAUCUGACCCCCCUCAACCCUCCUCCUCCUCCUCCUCCUCCUCCACCUCCUCCUCCCCCCUCAUUGCUUCCUCUCAGCACUCCUCUCUUUAUCUUCUACAGCUGUACUAUACCAUCACCUUGUCUUCUUCAAUUUCACUUCUUGGCAGCGAAAGAACAAAAAAAAAGAAAAGAAAAGAACAAAAAAAAAGACAGAAAAAAUGGAUCUACCAUAAUUAUUUUUCGAACAAACUUCCAAAAACCAAAAAAAAGACUCAUCUGAUGUGAGAGGCAGCAGAAUUUUUUUUUUCCCGUUCCUCUUGCUUUUUCGUAUUUUUUUUUUUCCUCUCUCUGAUGGCAAGACUUCCUCACCGUGGUCUAACUGAGACGUGAUGCUUCAGGAUUUAAGCGCCAGCGUCCUCUUUCCAGCGUGUCUGCAGCAUCGAACUUUUGCUCAAGUUCCCGACAAUGACGAGCAGUUUGUCCCAGACUUCCAGACUGAAAACUUGGCUUUCCACGGACUGCAGCUGAAGAUCAAGAGGGAGCUGCACAGCCCGUGCUCCGAGCCCAGCUCCAGCUGCAGUCAGGAGCGGCCCUUCAAGCUCCAGUAUGGAGAGAAGUGCUCGUACAGCAUCAGUGCCUAUGAGCAGAAGCAGCCCACAGGAAUGAAGCCCUCCAGCCCCGUGACGCCCCCCUGCAGCACCCCCGUGUCCCCCCUGCACCAUGGCUCGCCCACGGCCGCCCCCACGCCCAAACCAGACAGGACUUACGGACACAUACCGCCCUCGCAGCCUCUCCCCGACAACGCCUACUCCAUGGACCACAGAUUUCGACGUCAGCUCUCCGAGCCGUGCCACUCGUUCCCCUCCCCGCCGGCCAUGGCUCGGGACAGCCGGCCCAUCUACCACAGGCAGAUGUCGGAGCCCAGCAUCCCCUUCCCUCCUCAGGGCUUCAAGCAGGAGUACCCGGACCCCCUGUUCGAGCACCCGGCCAUGAUGGGAGCGCCGCUGCCCCACGGCUACCCCGCCGGCAUGAUGAUCAAGCAGGAGCCCAGGGACUUCACCUACGACUCAGCAGAAGUGCCUAGCUGCCAUUCUGUGUACCUACGGCAAGACGGCUAUCUGGCCCACGCUAACAGGACUGAAGGUUGUAUGUUUGAAAAAGUGGCGAGGCAUUUCUACGACGACACCUGCGUGGUGCCGGAGAAGGUCGAAGGGGACAUCAAGCAGGAGUCGGGCCUGUACCGCGAGGGCCCGUCGUACCAGCGCCGCGGCUCCCUGCAGCUCUGGCAGUUCCUGGUGGCUCUGCUGGACGACCCGUCCAACUCCCACUUCAUCGCCUGGACCGGCCGCGGCAUGGAGUUCAAACUCAUCGAGCCCGAAGAGGUGGCACGUCGGUGGGGGAUACAGAAGAACCGGCCAGCCAUGAAUUACGACAAACUCAGCAGAUCACUGCGUUACUACUAUGAGAAGGGAAUCAUGCAAAAGGUGGCCGGCGAGAGAUACGUCUACAAGUUCGUGUGCGACCCCGAGGCCUUGUUCUCCAUGGCCUUCCCCGACAAUCAGCGGCCCGUGCUGAAGACGGACAUGGAGCGGCAGAUCAACGAGGAGGACACGGUCCCGCUGUCCCACUUUGAUGAAAACAUGGCCUACAUGCAGGAGGGGCCGUACUGCCAGCCGCACCCCUACAGCGAGGGCUACGUUUAUUAACGUCAGGCCCAGAAAACACGCACUCGAACCCCCACCCACCCCCAGCUUUUACCCCGCAUCACCCCUACCUGCUCCGUAAACCAGAGACAGUCGUGUCUUUCAAUCGGGAAAAAGAUCGAACACAAUCUCUCCUUCCUAACAUGUCUCACAUAAACACUUGCAUCCUCUUUUUUUCCCCUUUUUGCUUUUUCUGACGUCCGAGCUGCACAGCAGGAUGGAGCGUGCACUUUACGGACAGGGACGGCCUGGUGGUGACGUGACAGGGGCUAGCGAUGCGGUUAGCUUUUUUACUAUUGUCAAUGUUUGUACAUUAAUGUGGAAACUAUUCUGUUUUUCUUUCAUUUCUCCUCAUUCAUUUUGAGCAUGUGCUGCCCCGGCGAUAGUGAUGUCGACCGCUCGUUCACGAGGCCAAAUUCCCCUCAGACUUUGAACGCUCUCCUAAAGAAACGGCCUCGUCUGCUCGACCGAAGCGAAUCAAAGGACGGAGCGUUUUGUUCGGCCGUCCUCACACGAACUUUUAUGAUGAAGAGACGUCGUCGCAGACUUGAAAAAGCAGUGUGAUUACAGAGAAACUGAACUCAGCACAUCGGCCCCUCAUCCAAUCAAAUUGUAGAUCUCUCUCUUUUUUUUUUUCUUUUGCUGUUACCUCCUGGAUUGUUCUCUCAUAAGCUAAAAAAAAUAAAAGGAAAAAAAACUCGGUGAAUUUGGUGAAGAUGAAACUUUGUCUCCCGAGGACGCGCUGGAGCUGUACAGAGGACUUUUUCUCCGCAUCACCUGUGUUUCAGAUAAACAGCGAAGCCGCAGGCUGCUGUAAAAAUAACUCGGUCACUGUAAACAGCAGUUUGAUUCUUUUCUGAUUUGCAUCUGAGCGGCAGUCAUUCAUUUGUCCGGUGAUCGGUUUGUUGAUGGAUAACAGGUGAAGUACAUGUACAGUUGAAGUGAAUACGGAAAUCAGUCAACACACAUUCAGGAUAACAUUUGCAUCCCUAGUGAUAAUGAUGAUUAAAAAAAAUGAUUGAUUUUAUCAGCAUAAAUAAAAGAAAAAAUGAAAAACCUUAAAAAAUAUAUACUAAAGUCUAAUUUUUCUUUAAAUAUUUUUUUCAUUUUUGUUCCAGGAGAACAUGAGGUGUAUAUUUUGCUUAAAAACCUUUUUUUUUUGCCAUCAAUAGGCAGAUUUUUGGUGAAACUGGAAAAAAAAAAAAAGAUAAUAACAACUAUUUAGAGUUUUAUAAUGUGGUGAAUUGAAAAAAAAAUCAUGUUAAAAUGUUCCAUUGUAUAAUCAGGUAAAUCAACAUUUUGUUGCUGCUUCAAAUUGUAAGUGUUUUUUUGUUUUUUUAAGUCUCAAGGGGAAAAAAAAUCCAAAAAAAUGAGUGUGAGGCAGCUUUGGCCUGCUAUUAUGUUUUCUUUUCUUUUUUUGUCAUUUUUGUUAAAUUCGAGCGUUAAAGAGUCUGGUCUGUCUGAGUUUUGUUCUCCAGGUUCACAUAUAUGGGAUGGGAUUGGCA
Cololabis saira (Pacific saury) is the source of this 3412-nucleotide messenger RNA. RefSeq names its product ETS variant transcription factor 1 (gene etv1). The record is from RefSeq and is a predicted model, not a curated record. Gene Ontology annotation, biological process: regulation of transcription by RNA polymerase II; cell differentiation. Gene Ontology annotation, cellular component: nucleus. Bases 594 to 1910 code for a protein of 438 amino acids. Gene Ontology annotation, molecular function: DNA-binding transcription factor activity, RNA polymerase II-specific; sequence-specific DNA binding. The transcript is spliced from 10 exons. Lineage: Eukaryota; Metazoa; Chordata; Actinopteri; Beloniformes; Belonidae.